UCAGCGGAAGUGUUUUCUUGCAGCGUGAGCUACUGUAGGUCACAUUGGUCCUGUUUUGUAAUGUUUUGAGAGGUCCCACCACUAUGGAGGCAACAAACAUGGAAGAAAUUCAAUUGAGGCAUGUGGAGACGGAUGUUCUGAUUCCCAAGAUGAUGAGGGAGAGAGCAAAGGAGCGCUGUGUGGAAAGAGUUGAAGCUUUUAACCACUGCUGCAAAGAAUCGGGUUUCUUGAUGGCGUUUAAGUGCCGAGAGCAGAAUUCGGCCCUGAAAGAAUGUCUGACAAUUCACUACCGGGAUCCAGCUUUCUUUGAAGAGUGUAAACAACAAUACAUUCGAGAGAAACUGGAAUUUGAAAGGACCGGGAUCCCGGCCAAGAACAGGAAACAGAAACUUCCAGCGAGCAUGUAAAGAAGAACAUGGGAAGAAAGUGUGUUUUAAGAUGUGCGGACUUGGACUCCAACUCACCCAAGCUACAUGAUGGCAAUAUGCCUAAAUCCAUUAGAGCUACCAGCUGAUGCAUUUUAUUUAAAUGUGUGGAAUCACUUUACAUGAUUUUGAUGCUCAAAUGUUGCUAGGAAAAAUACAUGCUCAACUUUCAGUCUGUGUGAAAACUUUAACAUGUCACAAGUGUUUCUUUUGAAUGAUUUUUCAGUAACUUUAAUGAAUCAGCUUUGUUGUCAUAGCAGGAAUGGUCGAACCACCCUGCAGCGACGCGUAGAAAAUUGCUUUAAGUGUUCAGGUUGUUCUGCUGCGGUUGUUCUGCGGCGGCCAAUCACGAGUCUGCUUUCUGUUUUGGUUGGAAAAUUUUCUGCUGAAGA
This is a messenger RNA of Cololabis saira (Pacific saury), 817 nucleotides long. It is a transcript of the gene cmc1, whose product is annotated as C-x(9)-C motif containing 1. The record is from RefSeq and is a predicted model, not a curated record. The coding region runs from base 84 to 407 and encodes 107 amino acids. The transcript is spliced from 4 exons. Gene Ontology annotation, cellular component: mitochondrion. Lineage: Eukaryota; Metazoa; Chordata; Actinopteri; Beloniformes; Belonidae.